Molecule: messenger RNA, 1813 nt
Organism: Glycine soja
Lineage: Eukaryota; Viridiplantae; Streptophyta; Magnoliopsida; Fabales; Fabaceae
Exons: 3
Coding region: 152-1114 (320 amino acids)
Biological process (GO): response to desiccation
Cellular component (GO): cytosol
Source: RefSeq, a predicted model, not a curated record
UUUUAUAAUUUAUUUAAUUAUUUUCUCCCUACAAAAUCUUGAUCUCUCUGCUGUUGUGGAGUGGUGUUGUGUUAAUCUCAUUCACACAUUCACAGUUAUACUCUCUCUCUCUUUGUCGCUUGGAUCACUGAUCUCAUCUCAAUUUUCAGAUAUGUCGACAUCUGAUAAGCCAGAAGUGGUGGAAAGGGGUAGCAAGGAUGAAAAACACAAGGAAGAUGAUCAAGAGGAGGGGAAGGGUGGAUUCAUUGAGAAGGUGAAGGAUUUCAUUCAUGACAUUGGUGAGAAGAUUGAGGAAGCUAUUGGGUUUGGGAAGCCAACUGCUGACGUUACUGCGAUUCACAUUCCAUCGAUUAAUCUUCACAAGGCAGAUCUUGUUGUUGAUGUGCUCAUCAAGAACCCGAAUCCGGUGCCAAUCCCUCUGAUUGACAUAGAUUACUUGGUUGACAGUGAUGAAAGGAAGCUAGUUUCUGGAUUGAUACCAGAUGCGGGUACCAUCGGUGCACAUGGAGAGCAGACUGUCAAAAUUCCUGUCACUUUGAUUUAUGAUGACAUCAAGCAAACAUAUGCUGAUAUUAAACCUGGAAGCAUCAUUCCUUAUAGGGUGAAGGUUAGUCUCAUUUUUGAUGUUCCCAUCUUGGGAAGGCUAACUCUACCUUUGGAGAAAACUGGAGAAAUCCCCAUACCAUACAAGCCUGAUAUUGAUCUUGAGAAGAUUCAUUUUGAAAGGUUCUCUUUUGAAGAGACAAUUGCAACGCUUCAUUUGAAGUUGGAAAACAAGAAUGAUUUCGACCUUGGCCUCAAUGCGCUCGAUUAUGAGGUCUGGCUUGGUGAUGUUAGCAUUGGUGGUGCAGAACUCACCAAGUCUGCUAAAAUUGAGAAAAGUGGAAUUAGUUAUAUUGAUAUUCCAAUUACCUUCAGGCCCAAGGAUUUUGGCUCUGCACUCUGGGACAUGAUUAGAGGAAGGGGAACAGGUUACACCAUGAAAGGACAUAUUGAUGUUGACACUCCCUUUGGAGCAAUGAAGUUGCCCAUCAGCAAAGAAGGUGGUACUACCCGUCUUAAGAAAAAGAAGGAAGAUCGUGAUUAUGAUGACGAUGACGAUGAUGAGGAUUGAAGAAUUGUAGCAGGUUAUUACUAGCUAUUAAUAAAAGCAGGCAUUACUUUCUGAGUUCUGAUGGGCAAUUUUUAUGUAUCUUGAGAGUUCAAGUGGACAUUCAAAUUAUGUGCUAGUAUCAGUAUUUUAGUGAAUAUAUGCUGCUGCAGUCCGGCUUGUGUUUUCUCUUGAAACUUUCUUGUUGUACUUAAUUGAUGAUCAUGACAAUCUAGUGCUGUUUUAAUGUGAGAUAAAAGAUCAUUUGCCUUGGAACUUUGUGUGGCCGGUUUUAUUUAUUUUAUCUAAGAGGUGGGGUUUUGCUUUGUCAUUCCGGAAUUGAGAAUUGACUAUGGCUUCUUUUGAGGGUUGUGUCAUGUGUGUGGUUUCUAUUAGCCUGCUGGUAUAAAUCAAACAGUUCUAUUGAAAAGUUUGGAAGUUUGCUCGUACCAAACAACAUGAAAGCACUACUAAGUUUUGUGCCUGUCCUGGUCUAAGUAUUAAGACAAAAAGUGCAUCUUCCUAGUAAUUGCUAUACAUCGGCAAUUCAGAGUUCGACCAUAAAGAGAAGGUUCUCUCCUAGACUCACAUCAAUGGUGCCAAAAUACCAGUAAUUCUUGAUUCAAUGAUGAGUAUAUCUGAAAUUAAUGCCGUAAGGAAUGAUAUUUCAAAAUUGUAAACUCAAAAUUGUUUCCCAUGCAUUAUAAACUGGUGCUUUUGGAA